AUACUAUCCGUCGCCCCUAGCGGCGGCACGCGAUUCCGGCGGCGGAUUCAACAAACAUGUCAGCGCCCAUGGAGGUGGUCGUGUGCACGGAUUCGGCCAGCCAGCAGUUGAAUUGCGCCGUGUACGACCUGCACUCGGGGACCAACUUGCUGUCCUACCGCGGGGGCAGCACGUCGGCUCACUGCCUGGCCAUCCUCAACGGGGAGUACCUGCUGGGAGCCCAGCUGGGCAAGAACUUCAUCAACGUGUGGGAGAUUCAGAGGAAGGAUCAGCUGCAGCAGAAGAUCAUCUGCCCUGGAGUGGUCACCUGCUUGACUGCGUCCCCCAAUGGCUUGUAUCUGCUGGCCGGCAUCGUGGAGAGCAUCUACGUGUGGGAGGUUUCAAGUGGUAAGUUGUUGGCGCUGCUGAGCCGACAUUAUCAGGAUGUCACCUGCAUCCGCUUCACCGAUGACAGCAGCCACUUCAUCUCUGGAGGCAAAGACAAUCUGGCGCUGGUGUGGAGCCUCAACAGUGUUCUACAGACGGAGCCGACGCGCAACCCGGAGCCCCGACACGUCUGGACGCGCCACUCUCUGCCCGUCACAGACAUCCAUUGUGGCCUGAUGGGUCCUCAGGCGCGUGUGGCCACGGCGUCCCUCGAUCAGACGGUUAAGCUGUGGGAGAUCUCCUCUGGCGAGCUGCUUCUCUCGGUCCUCUUUGACGUGGGCAUCAUGUCAGUGACCUCUGACCCCUGCGAGCAUUACCUUUUCUGUGGAGGCAGCGACGGCAACAUCUUCCAGGUGACACUGUGCAGUCAGGGCAUCCAAAGAGACGAGACGUUCCAGGCCGACAGGGAAGGAAAUCAGGUGUUCAAGGGUCACAGGAACCUGGUGACGUGUCUUUCUGUGUCCAUGGACGGGUCGUUGCUGCUGUCGGGGUCCCACGAUGAAACGGUGAACCUGUGGGACAUCCAGAGCAAGCAGUGCCUGCAGACCAUGAACCACAAAGGCCCAGUCACCAACGCCUUCAUCAUGCCCGCCCCGGCCAACAUGUUCUAUCCGGACAGCCGGCCCAGCAUCAGUCUGCCACUCUUUUCUCGUCACCUGAAUCCCUCGGACCCCGGAGAGGGCGGCUUAGCGGAGGGGGUGAACCUGCGGCUGGGCCUGAACACACAGGGCAUGGAGGACUCGUAUCUGGACAAGGCUGAGGAGCUGCUCACCCUGAUGAGUGCGGCCACCAACAAGAACGUCUUUGGAGACGGUGAGCACACCAGGAUGCGGGUGGCCGAGCUGGAAGAUGAGGUGAGGACACUGAAGAAGGUCAACAAGGAGCUCUACGAGUUUGCUGCUCAGAUUCUCACCAAGCCCAACUAGCAACACUGGAAAGAGGAAGAGGAUGAGGAUAGGUGGGUGGAUGAAUUGAGAUUGGGGGUGGGGUUGGGUUGAUGGCUAGUUAAAUAAAAGUAGAGGGGGUUGAGGGCUGUUCUGUUCACACGGUUGGGGGACCUGGGGUCCUACACUUUGCUGUUUGUGUCUUUUGUACAAUAAAAUGUUC
Erpetoichthys calabaricus (reedfish) is the source of this 1533-nucleotide messenger RNA. It is a transcript of the gene wdr18, whose product is annotated as WD repeat domain 18. Gene Ontology annotation, cellular component: nuclear pre-replicative complex. Bases 57 to 1352 code for a protein of 431 amino acids. Gene Ontology annotation, biological process: DNA-templated DNA replication; rRNA processing. The transcript is spliced from 10 exons. Gene Ontology annotation, molecular function: protein binding. The record is from RefSeq and is a predicted model, not a curated record. Lineage: Eukaryota; Metazoa; Chordata; Cladistia; Polypteriformes; Polypteridae.